Dromiciops gliroides (monito del monte) is the source of this 1889-nucleotide messenger RNA. RefSeq lists its product as uncharacterized. The transcript has 6 exons. The coding region runs from base 1 to 1242 and encodes 413 amino acids. The record is from RefSeq and is a predicted model, not a curated record. NCBI's taxonomy places the organism in Eukaryota, Metazoa, Chordata, Mammalia, Microbiotheria, Microbiotheriidae.
AUGAGCAAAGAGGAGGCUGCGGCCUGCGGGGCUGCAGACCUGAGCAGACCCCCCAGAACUCCUGCUGUGGCUGCAGGCACAGAGAAAGAUGGGAAUGGAGAGAGCCUCGUGGCCCCGAGGAGGUCUCCACCCCCGGGGAGCCCCGAGCCCGGGAAGCCCCAGUGUGCGCAUCCUGAUGGGGGGCAGGGAGCUGAGGGUCAACAGUCUGCGGGCUCCCCUGAAUAUCCUCUUAUCAUAAGAAGCAAAAAACUGGUCCUUCACAUGGACAUAAACAACACCAUCCUAGUGUCUGACAGCGCCACUGGCCAGGGUCCUGUGGCUGCCCUCAACUCCUACCUGAGCACUGUGUGUUGGGGGCGGUUCAACCAGGAGGGUGAAUGGCAGUGGCUGAGUGAGUUCCCUUCAUUGCUGCCCCCUAGUCCUGAUGCCAGCAGCUUCUCCUCGAAUUUUGGCCGGCAUACCAAGUUUACAUCAAGUACCCAAGGACACCCCUUCCAGACACUCUUCUUCCACUACCUGCAGCUGUUGGAGUGGCCUGGCCAGCCCGAUGCAGUUUUCUCUGUCCCAGGGGAGAAUGGCCGUCAUUACCACCGUAUACUGCCAGCCUUUUUCAAACUACUGGCUGGUCUUUGUCAGCAAGGCCGCCGCUUUGCUGUCAUUUUCCGCACCUUUGGCAAAGACUUGACCUCACUACUUCAGACCACACACAGUGCCCUUCAAGGCCAGCACCCACAAUUCUCAGCCCUGAAAGAAGUGGUGCUCCCUGUGGACCUGCGACCCGGAAAGAUCCGCUGCAGUCCAAAAAAGGUGACAGUCAGUCGAGGAAAAGAAUUUGUGUCCAGUUGGCCAGAUGCAAGAGUGGUGUAUGAUUACUUCAGUGCCAUGGACGGCCUGGGGGGCUUUCAGGAUCACUAUACUUGGUGGUCCACGAACAAUUUCUCCAGUCAGGGCGGUAAGCCAUUGUGGGUGGAUCCCUAUGACCCUGAGGUCCAGCACAUCUGCUUUGAUGAUAAUAUUCGACUGCAGGAUGGAGAGAGCAUCAUCCACCCCCAGGUGUUUAUGGGCCAGGGAGGACAAGAAUACUGCACAGUCCCUACCUCUGAACUCUACGGCAUCUGCCUAGUGCAAAAUGAUCUCCUUCAAGCCAUUGCCAACCCUGACUACUUCUUGAUGACUGUGAGCCAGUGUGAAGAACAGUAUGAGAAAUACUUGUCACAGACCCGGGCAGACGGUGGCUGUUGAGAAAUCUGCUCUGCUGAGGAAUGGACUUCCAGACUCCUUCAACAGACAGCCCUCCUGGACUUCCUGGCAAGUUGCCUGCUCCAUUUUAAUCAAGAUAGGGAAGGGGCAGAGGGUAGAAAGGGCCAUUAGGUCUGGCCCUCGUCAUUUCUGUUGUGGUUCUUGGCUUGGGCCAAGGGGGGAGUUGUAGGUUGGGGAUUGAUUUCCCCCUUCGCUUCCAGGACCUUGGCAUGUGAACCUUUGGCUUGGGUAAGGGGUUCUGGCUCUGUUAUGGCCUCUAUUACACAGACUGGUGCCCAUCUGAUUGGAAUCUAAACAUUAAAAUCCAGCUCCAGUACGGAGCCAAACACUGCUCUCUUUUUCUCACUGGCUAGAUGGAGUAGACCCAUGGUUGGUAUGGUUCUGAGAGGAGGUCUUGGGAUAAGGUUAACUCCGGCUCAGCCAACACCAGAAGUAGAAGGAAAAUGGGUCACCCAGGUGUCCACAAUGGGUCUAAGCUCAUGAAACAACUCUUGAAAACCAUCUGCUAUGAGGUGUAGAAGAAUUUGGAUCCCCAUGAAUAGAAGGAGUGCCAACCUCCAUGAUUUCAUGGAUUGUUGAAGGUGUUUUUUUCUUUUUAAUAUAAAAUUUCAUAAUUUCAACAAAUAGGA